AUGGGCAAGCUGAUUGUUUACUUGCUGUUUAUUGGUCUAUCAUGCGCUGCUGUUCUUCCUUCAGACUUUGCAUGGGGAACAGCUACAGCUGCUUUUCAAGUCGAAGGAGCGUGAAAUGUCUCUGGGCGUGGGCCAUCAAUCUGGGAUUACUUUCAAAAUUUCCCAGGUAGAAUUUAUGACAAUGAGACUGCGCAGAUUGCAGAUGAUUUCUAUGACAGAUAUCCUUCAGAUAUCAAAUUACUUCAGCAGCUUGGUGUGAAAAACUUUAGAGUUUCUCUAUCCAGACACAAUUAAAAAUGUCAUUUCAAUACUUGGGUAGUUAUAGCCCAAGAUAACUUAUUGCUCACUGUUGGCUUUAAAAUUGAAGGAAAUAUAUGUUAAGCAUAUAUUGGCCUGUGUAAAGAAAGCCUUUCUCAAUGAUGAAAGAAAAGCUAUUCAUGCGAUGUGAGAAGUAUAUCCUAAUUUAUUUUUUCAUCUUUCUAUACAUAUGAAAAUUUUUAAGGCCAUUGAAUUCAAUUCCUUGAGAAUUUUUAGAAAUGAGCUUACAUAAUUUUACUGGCUACCGACUAGAAUUUUCCAAUUGCAAUGGGAGGCACGAAAAUAUUAAUUAGCUGUGCUAAAUUUCUCUUUCCUGGACUCGCCUCCUUCCAAAUGGGCUUACCAGUAAUGUAAACCAAGCUGGAGUCCAAUUUUACAACACCCUCCUAGAUGCAUUGCUUGCAGCUGGGAUUCAGCCUUAUGUCACUCUUUAUCACUGGGAUUUGCCACAAACCUUCAAUAAUUUAACAGCUCAAAGUACUUGGCUCGAUCCAGAUGUCGCAAAUAAAUUCAAUGCUUAUGCAGAUUUCUGUUUUAGCACCUUUGGAAACAAGGUCAAAUAUUGGCUUACCAUGAACGAAAUCCAAACUUUCACAUGGAUUGGAUACGGAGUUGGGACUCACGCCCCAGGAAGAUGUUCUCCAAGCUGGGGUGACUGGUGUCAACAAGUAGGUGGAGGUGGCAACUCUUCAACUGAGCCUUACAUAGCAGCUCACAACGCAUUGCUAGCUCACGGUCUUGCAGUUCAAACUUACAGAAAUAAAUACCAAAAAACCCAAAAAGGCAAAAUCGGGAUGACUAUCAACAGUGGCUACAAUUUGCCAUGGGAUACAUCUGAUGAGGAUGACUAUAAGGCAGUUCAAUAUUCACUAGCAUUCCAGUAUGGCUGGUUUGCUGAUCCUCAGGCAUUUGGAAGAUACCCUACAGAAAUGAGUGAGCUCAUUACAGGAAAUAGACUUCCUACAUUCACGACUGAACAAUCAAAUAUGCUGAAAGGUUCUUAUGACUUUUUAGGAUUGAAUUACUACGCAAGUGGAUAUGUCCAUUGGACAGGAACACCUGGCGACAACUAUGGGAAUGAUGGGAGAUAUACUGGAAGCCCAUACAAUAAAACAGGACACCUAAUCGGGCCUUUUGCGCAAUCUUCAUGGCUAAAUGUGUAUCCUCCAGGGCUUAGAGCUCUUUUGAACUGGAUUAAAGUCAGAUAUAACGAUCCAGAUAUUUACAUCUUCGAAAAUGGAGUAAGCUGCCCAGGAGAAAAUGAUAUGCCGGAAGCACAAGCAUUGAACGAUACGUUUAGAAUGGAUUAUGUUUAUAAUCACGUUAUGAAUAUGGUUGAUGCAAUUGUUAACGAUAAGGUCAAGGUCAGAGGAUACUUCUUAUGGUCACUGCUAGAUAAUUUCGAAUGGACUGAUGGAUACAGCGUCAGGUUUGGUAUCACUUAUGUGAAUUAUAAUCAAAAUCUAACAAGGACGAUUAAAAAUUCUGGAUACUUAUAUCAGAGCUUGAUUGGAUACCUAGGGACUCAUCAUGCUGAAGAAUUAAAAAAUGUCUCACCUUAUGCAUUAGCUGAAAGGGCCAAAACCUUAAACAGUUAUAUUUAUCAGGAUUAA
This is a messenger RNA of Blepharisma stoltei, 1931 nucleotides long. Lineage: Eukaryota; Ciliophora; Heterotrichea; Heterotrichida; Blepharismidae. The record is from the annotation of a GenBank genome assembly.